AUGGGUUCCCGUGAUGAUGAAUACGACUACCUGUUCAAGGGUAAGGCAUUUGUUAAUUGUAUACGUUUGAAAUUUAGAUUUGGGUGCCUGUUGAGUACUAAUUAUUCGAUUUUAGUCGUUCUGAUCGGAGAUUCGGGUGUUGGAAAGUCAAAUCUCUUGUCGCGUUUCACUCGUAACGAGUUCAAUUUGGAGUCGAAAUCCACGAUCGGAGUCGAAUUUGCCACGCGCAGCAUUCAGGUAGGUUGAUAACGGGGUUUCGGCGGAUAGGUGUUUCAAGAUGUGUUUGAAAUAAUACUUUGGGUAUUUUCAGGUUGAGGGUAAAGUCGUGAAAGCACAGAUUUGGGAUACAGCCGGGCAAGAGCGUUACAGAGCCAUCACUUCGGCCUAUUAUCGUGGCGCCGUCGGAGCUUUGUUGGUCUACGAUAUUGCGAAGCACGUGACCUACGAGAAUGUGGAGCGUUGGCUGAAGGAACUGCGUGAUCACGCCGACCAGAACAUCGUGAUCAUGUUGGUGGGCAACAAGUCGGAUCUUCGUCACCUCCGCGCCGUCCCCACCGAAGAGGCGACCGCUUAUGCGGAGAGAAACCAACUCUCCUUCAUCGAGACCUCUGCCCUCGACUCCACCAACGUCGAACGGGCCUUCACCAACAUCCUGACCGAGAUCUACAAGUCGGUUUCGACCCGACAAGUGCCCCCAGACCGUCUGGCACCUAUCCACAGCCAAAACAAUAUCACUCUCUCCGCUUCGAACGACCAACAGUCGAAGAAACAGUGCUGUAAUCUCUCCUCCUAA
Molecule: messenger RNA, 793 nt
Organism: Bursaphelenchus xylophilus (pine wood nematode)
Lineage: Eukaryota; Metazoa; Nematoda; Chromadorea; Rhabditida; Aphelenchoididae
Source: the annotation of a GenBank genome assembly